Oldenlandia corymbosa var. corymbosa is the source of this 1429-nucleotide messenger RNA. The record is from the annotation of a GenBank genome assembly. NCBI's taxonomy places the organism in Eukaryota, Viridiplantae, Streptophyta, Magnoliopsida, Gentianales, Rubiaceae.
UUACAAACUAACAACUAUUAGAAGACGUUAUUUUUGGGCUCCCUGUAAUCCUGUAAUUUUUGCCCGCCAUCAUCAACAAGCAGAUAUGCCAAAAUCCAUAAACUAUAAACCCUACAAUCUACAAAUAAAAAGCUUCCAGUUUAAUCGGAGAAUUCUGGAAUGAAAUUUCAUGGCGUCCUCUCAAAUUCCCCUUCACCGAGUCCACACUUUGUGCCGAGCUUUCCAUUGCUUUGGGAGAAACUUCUCAGUAUCCCAAAGAGCUUACAGGAGCAGCUGCGUCGAAUUCCCCUCAGAUUGUAAUGUUAACUCUCGGUUCCCGCAUUUCCGUAAGCAUCACAGCAGGCUUUCUUUCCGAUUGAGGUCUCGAUUUUCGGGAGUUGCUUGUGAGGCGCCUUCGGCAAAUGACGCUAAUGACAAUGGAAGUGUUGGUUUGGAAUAUGAUAAGGGGAACGAUAACUUGGCGGGUAAUGUUGAUUCAGGCAAAAUGAUGCUUAUUGAUGGGACAGCUAUCAUUUACAGAGCAUAUUAUAAACUUCUCGCUAAGCUACACCAUGGCCAUCUUUCGCAUGCUGAUGGCAAUGGAGAUUGGGUCUUGACCAUUUCUACAGCUCUGUCUCUUAUAAUUGAUGUUCUGGAAUUUAUUCCGUCACAUGUUGCGGUUGUUUUCGAUCAUGAUGGCCAAAACUUCCGUCACACACUUUACCCUGCAUACAAAAGCCAUCGUCCUCCUACUCCUGAUACUAUUGUUCAGGGACUUCAGUAUCUGAAAGCAUCCAUCAAGGCCAUGUCUAUCAAAGUGAUCGAGGUGCCUGGGGUUGAGGCUGAUGAUGUCAUUGGGACCUUGGCUUUGAAGAGUGUUGAUGCUGGGUUCAAGGUACGAGUUGUCUCGCCAGACAGAGAUUUUUUCCAGAUCCUCUCACCAUCAUUGCGCCUUCUGCGGAUUGCUCCUCGUGGAUCUGAGAUGGUUUCAUAUGGAAUAGAAGAUUUUGUCGAACGUUAUGGAUCUCUGAAGCCUUCUCAGUUUGUUGAUGUUGUUUCACUCGUUGGUGAUAAGUCUGACAAUAUACCAGGUGUGGAUGGAAUUGGAGAUGUUCGUGCAGUUCAACUAAUAACAAAAUUUGGUACACUAGAGAACUUGUUGCGAAAUGUUGAUCAAGUUGAGGAUGAGAGAAUCAGACAGAUCUUGAUAUCAAAAUCUGAGCAAGCUGUUCUGAGUAAGAAUCUGGCUAUGCUACGCUCUGAUCUUCCAUCCUAUAUGGUUCCUUUUGCAACAAACGACCUUGUGUUCAGGAAGCCAGAGGAUGAUGGCGAGAAAUUCAGAAGCCUUUUGACAGCUAUAAGUGCUUAUGCAGAAGGUUUCUCAGCAGAUCCUAUCAUUAGAAGAGUGAUUUCUCUAUGGAAGAAGCUAGAGAAGCAGCAGACCAGAUGA